Messenger RNA from Epithele typhae, 1032 nucleotides. RefSeq names its product Aldo/keto reductase. The record is from RefSeq and is a predicted model, not a curated record. Lineage: Eukaryota; Fungi; Basidiomycota; Agaricomycetes; Polyporales; Epitheliaceae. The transcript is spliced from 9 exons. Bases 1 to 1032 code for a protein of 343 amino acids.
AUGACUCCCAAGAUGCCGUACGUUCGUCUGGGCUCCUCGGGGCUGAAGGUGUCCAAGAUCAUCCUCGGCUGCAUGUCAUACGGAACACCCGACUGGCAAGGCUGGGUGCUGCCCGAGGAGGAGGCGAUCAAGCACAUCAAGUAUGCAUACGACCACGGCAUCCAAACAUUCGACACUGCAGACACAUACUCAAACGGAUUGUCCGAGAUCAUACUCGGAAAGGCGAUCAAACAGCUGAACCUCCCCCGCGAUGAGCUCGUGAUCAUGACCAAGCUAUACUUCCCGAUAGCGAAGGAGUUUGGCCUCGACUUCUGGGUCCCGGGCGUGAACCCGCUGGACCACGGCAUCAUCAACCAGCAGGGUCUCAACAGGAAGCACAUCUUUGACUCUGUGAAGGCUAGUCUUAAACGCCUGCAGCUCGACCACAUCGACCUCCUUCAGUGCCACCGCUUCGACGACAACACUCCUAUCGAAGAGACGAUGCAAGCACUGCACGACGUCGUCAAAGCCGGCUACGUGCGCUACAUCGGCAUGAGCUCGUGCUGGGCCUACCAGUUCCACGCCAUGCAGAACUACGCGAUCACGCACAACCUCACGCCCUUCGUGUCAAUGCAGAACCACUACAGCUUGCUGUACCGCGAAGAGGAGCGUGAGAUGUUCCCCACGCUGAAGAUGUUCGGCGUCGGGUCCAUCCCGUGGUCCCCGCUCGGCCGCGGCCUCCUCACCCACUCGGUGAGCAUCAAGACCGUGCGGAGCAAAGAAGACGCCUUCCAAGGCGCGUACGACAUCCCCUUUCUCCCCGAGCUCACCCGGCGGAUCGAGGAGCUCGGGAAUAAGAAGGGCGUCAGCAUGGCGCAGAUCUCGAUGGCGUGGAUCCUGGCGAAGCCGGGGGUGACCGCGCCCAUCGUCGGCACGACGCGGUUGUCGAACCUCGAGGACAUCCUCGGGGCGUUGGACGUGAAGCUCAGCGAGGAGGAGAUGAAGUACCUCGAGGAGCCGUAUACUCCGCUCAAGACUCUCGGCCACUGGUGA